This is a messenger RNA of Parascedosporium putredinis, 606 nucleotides long. The record is from the annotation of a GenBank genome assembly. NCBI's taxonomy places the organism in Eukaryota, Fungi, Ascomycota, Sordariomycetes, Microascales, Microascaceae.
AUGGCGAGCUCCUCCGCCGACGUCCCCGCGCAGCAGCCGGCCGACACUGAAACCACGCCAUGCCACCCCCUGACCGACCCCGGCGGUCUCGAGGCCCAACUAGGCUCCUCAGGUUCCGAGUCCGCCGACCGCGCCGCCGCUAUCCGCGCGAGCUUAGUGGCCGGGGUUUGGUUCGCUUCGUGGGCCUUGCUGUCCAUCUCCGGCAUCACCAUUGUGUUGUGCAUGGUGCUGUUCAGUCUGAACACCUUCACUUCCAGGAACGUGUGGCUCGAUCUUGACGGCUGGGUCGUGCUAGCCCUCGCUGCCUUCUUCUCCGGCUUCCUCGCCAUCGUCAACCUCCGCACCGUCCGCGCCGCCAAAGUCCCAGGCUUGAUCUGGGACGUCGUCAUCAACACCGCCUUUGUGAGCGGCGUCAUUCUCGGCUGGUUCGUCCACCCUGCCUUGGUCGUCUUCUGGUUCUUCAAGGCCAGGACCGCCUAUGGGAGCCCCGGCCGCAGGGACUGGCUCAUCCCCGCCGGCGCCCUCACCUUCGAGUUCACCAUCCGCUUCAGCCGCCAGCCCUCCGAUGACCAAGUCGCCCCUCCACCACUUCCCGUCCAUAGCUAA